CUUAACAAAAGGACAACAAAGAUUUUGCUCCGGGUCCUCCUGUGGGGUGACUUUUCUAUAUUAUUCAAAUACGCAUAUAUUAUACAUAUAUAUGUUUUUCCUUUUUUCCCCUUUGAUUUUUUUUUUUUUCCUCCUUAACAAGAAAAUCUUCUCGGUCCCAGGCAACCGCUGCUGCCCCUUUGAUGUUUUGGUACGCCUUGCGCAUGCGCCUCACAUUAGAAUUACUGCACUGGGCAGACUAAGUUGGAUCUCCUGUCUCCAGUGAAACCCUCAAUCCCGUCCAAAACUAAAGGGAUGUGGAGAGUCCGGAAAAAGGGCUACUUUGGGAUCUGGCCGUUCCCCUUAAUAAUCGCCGCUGUCUGUGCGCAGAGUGUCAAUGACCCUAGUAAUAUGUCGCUGGUUAAAGAGACGGUGGACAGACUCCUGAAAGGCUAUGAUAUUCGGCUGAGACCAGAUUUUGGAGGUCCCCCUGUGGCUGUGGGAAUGAACAUUGACAUCGCCAGCAUCGAUAUGGUUUCUGAAGUCAAUAUGGAUUAUACCUUGACAAUGUACUUCCAGCAAGCUUGGAGAGAUAAGAGGCUGUCCUAUAAUGUAAUUCCUUUAAACUUGACUCUGGACAAUAGAGUGGCAGACCAGCUCUGGGUGCCUGAUACUUACUUCCUGAACGAUAAGAAGUCGUUUGUGCACGGAGUGACUGUCAAGAACCGCAUGAUCCGGCUGCAUCCAGACGGGACGGUCCUUUACGGCCUCAGAAUCACAACCACAGCUGCCUGCAUGAUGGACCUGAGGCGGUACCCACUGGAUGAACAAAACUGCACCUUGGAAAUUGAAAGCUGCCGCAUUUUCAGCAUCCUUCUUGAUGAUUCGGUCACCUACCCUGUUGACUGGGCUAAAGCGUUUAUUUCAUAA
Messenger RNA from Aethalodelphis obliquidens (Pacific white-sided dolphin), 909 nucleotides. Its product is annotated as gamma-aminobutyric acid receptor subunit beta-2-like. Gene Ontology annotation, molecular function: extracellular ligand-gated monoatomic ion channel activity; transmembrane signaling receptor activity. Gene Ontology annotation, biological process: monoatomic ion transmembrane transport. The record is from RefSeq and is a predicted model, not a curated record. The transcript has 6 exons. Lineage: Eukaryota; Metazoa; Chordata; Mammalia; Artiodactyla; Delphinidae. Bases 295 to 909 code for a protein of 204 amino acids. Gene Ontology annotation, cellular component: membrane.